This is a messenger RNA of Neodiprion fabricii, 2091 nucleotides long. Its product is annotated as ionotropic receptor 75a-like. Bases 127 to 1953 code for a protein of 608 amino acids. The record is from RefSeq and is a predicted model, not a curated record. NCBI's taxonomy places the organism in Eukaryota, Metazoa, Arthropoda, Insecta, Hymenoptera, Diprionidae. The transcript has 9 exons. Gene Ontology annotation, molecular function: ligand-gated monoatomic ion channel activity. Gene Ontology annotation, cellular component: membrane.
UUGAUCUGUAUCUAUUCAUUUUUAAAUUAUCCCUUCUUUACGAAAUAUAUGAAAAUUGUGAGAUACUAAUGUUGAUAAACGCGAGCUCCCAAACAUAGUAACACCAUACAACAUCAAGCACGGACGAUGCAAGUACAAUGGUUCACAUUUUUCACUCUGAUUGCGAGAUUAUUUGCUGCAAGAAACGAACUGGCGAGAGAUUAUUUUGUCUACAAGCAAGUGCCGAGUGUCGUUGCCUUUUUGUGUGAACACGCGUCACGUGAUUUCGAAUUAAACAAGAUGCUGAGCAGCGAAGGAAUGAGAGUGGCAAUUUUCUACCCUGGGUUCGAAUUCUCUCUGGAAAAAGUGAUGGCUGCAACCUAUUCGCAAUUUGGAGUUUUUCUGGAUUUAAAUUGCGGAAGUGAAUACAGUGAGUUCAUUUUGACAGAGAGUUCGAAACUUCGAACCUUCAACGACUCCUACAUCUGGCUAUUAUUUGGUGAAAACCUGAAUGAAAGUGUAGACUUACUACAUGAUGAAACAUUUAGUAUUGGCACUGAUUUGGUUAUUGCCACACCGAGGCUUAAUGAAUAUACCUUGUACGACGUUUACAACCCGGCCAAAGAACGGGGCGGGAAACUGAAUGUUACAGAACUUGCUUCUUGGCAUAAUGAGACAGGGUUCAACGUCACCUUGAUUCAAGAGAAAUACCAGAGAAGAGCAAAUUUUCAUGGAUUGCAGCUGAAAGUAAUUGCUGUUACACAGUACAGACCCGAUGAUAUGAGCAUUGAAGAAUACUUGCAAGAUCACACUACAAAAGCAUUGGACAGUAUGACUAAGUUCGGGUUUGCCAUUUUAUCGCACUUGGGAGAUAUUUUCAACUUCACAAUGGACAUUGAAGAGACAAGCUUUUGGGACCAAGUGACUGAAAACGGUACACAUCUUGGCAUGGUGGGGAUUCUUCAUCGAAGUGAAGCCGACAUUUCGGCUACUCCAGCGCUUCUAUUCAAAGAACGUGCAAUCCUAAUUAAGGCCAUUCAUCCUGUUUGGCCAUGGAGAACCUGCUUCAUGUUUCGAUCAAUGGCAUCGAGGGUAAGCGAUGAGUUUAUUCGUCCAUUUUCUACGAAAUCUUGGAUCGUUACCGCAGUCGUAGUUACGAUUUCCGUAAUUGUACUGGGUCUGACUUUGAAAGUUGAGCUUGUCAAGGACCGAUUCAACACCUGGAUUGAAGUAGGAUUGGUCGCAACGGGUAUCAUGUGUCAGCAAGGCUCACUGCUCAUUCCUACGUCCAUUUCCAGCCGAUUAGUGGUAUUGAAUUUGCUAUACUUCAGCAUCUUGAUUUACAACUAUUAUUCGGCGAGUGUUGUAUCUGCUCAACUGAAUCAACCGCCAGAAAAAAUGAACGACUCAAUGCACCAGCUUGCACAGUCUAAUUUACAGAUUGCAGCUGAACCAAUUACGUACACGAACUUCGGAUUGACGGCUCAAAAAGACUGGGAGAUCAAGGAGUUCUACGUCAAGCGAUGGAAACCUCUGGCAGACAGAACGCGAUACAUUCCGCUCGAAGAAGGAUUCGCAAGGGUUGCUAAGGGUGGCUUCGCUUACCACACAGAUCCAAACACCGGGUAUCCUUAUGUAGAGAGAUUGUUUACCAACCAAAUGAUCUGUGAACUAACGGAAGUUCACCUAUUUCGACCUCAGAUGAUGUCACUGUCGGGUAGACACAACAGUCCUUUCACUGAAAUGGCAAAGAUUGGUGCAUUGAAGCUAUCAAGCGCAGGACUCUUGACUCGGCAACAAAAACGCUGGAUGGCUCGAAAGCCAAUGUGCAUCCGUGACUCUUUCAUACUACAAAGUAUUUCCAUCUUAACAACGGCACCUGCGUUUAUCAUUUUGUUCGUUGGUAUUUUUCUGGCUUCAGUGAUUUGCAUUUGGGAAAAUCUGAUCUUCAAAUCACAAGAUUCUUCAAAAUAAAAUUAAUUUUGAUCAUUUAUUAUUGCACCCGGCACGUGUCAUUGAUGCUUGUUGUUAGAUACAAUGAGAAAUUUUACCUCUUAACUUAAAAUUUUGAACUAAUUGAGCAGAAAUGUAAUCCUGAAGAAACAUGUUUUA